Molecule: messenger RNA, 3567 nt
Organism: Microthlaspi erraticum
Lineage: Eukaryota; Viridiplantae; Streptophyta; Magnoliopsida; Brassicales; Brassicaceae
Source: the annotation of a GenBank genome assembly
AUGACGUACGGAGGAUCGUCGAAAUUCAGUCGCGGUGGCGGCAGGGGCGGAGGAGGAGGAGCCGGUAGCGGUGGACGCAACCGCAAUUCCUUCCCUCCUCCUACGAACCGGCAUCCUUCUCCCGUCGGGAGGAUGUCAACGGGAAGUGGCUCAGCCGCCCCACGACAGCGGAAUACUACCAGCGUCAAGGCGGCUGCUGCUGCUGCGUCGACCGCGCCUCGUACGGUUGAGGAAAGCUUUAGUCUUGUUCCGAGGGAGAGUCCUUCGGCUUUUGGAAUGAUCAUACGGUUAGCUCCUGACUUGGUGGAAGAGAUCAAGCGGGUUGAAGCACAGGGUGGAGCCGCCAAGAUCAAGUUCGAUGCGUUUCCUAACAAUAGCACCGGGAAUAUAAUUAAUGUUGGUGGAAAGGAAUUCAAAUUUACCUGGUCUAGGGAGCCUGGUGAUUUAUGUGAUAUAUAUGAAGAGCACGAGAGUGGGGAAGAUGGAAAUGGUGUGCUGAUUGAGGCUGGAUGUGCGUGGCGAAAGCUGAACGUCCAGCGAACUCUAGAUGAGUCAACCACGAGCCAUAUGAAGAUGCGCUCAGUUGAAGCUGAACAGAGAACCAAAUCACGCAAGGCAAUUGUUUUAGAACCUGGGAAUCCAUCAUUGACAAAGAAGCUAGCUCUUGCCGAAGGAAGUCCAUGGAAAAUGUCAAAUAAACAGAAGAAAGAACCUCCGCCUAAGAAGCGGAAAGUUGAUCCACCUCCAGUUCCAAUCGGAGGUCCAAAGCCUUCGUUCAGACCAGGGGUUUCAGCCUCUACUGUGAAAAAUAGGCUAUCGGCUUCCCCGGGACUAUCUCCUUCAUAUGGGAUUGGGAAUGUUACUAAAACUCAUUCUGCUAACGAGAAUGUCAAACAAGUGCAGACAAAGGACAGAGAUAACGUGCUUGCUAGCGGAAAAAACCCAUCAACCUGGGAAAAUAAUGCGUUAAGGGACACAAGUGGGGGUCAAGCAACCAACGUUGAUAAAGAAGUUGAUUUGCAGGCAUUGCUGGUUGAUCUCCUCAAAGAGGCUCCAAUGAGCUUGAAGACCUUAGAGAAAGCUGUUGGAGACAAAAUUCCUAAUUCCGCAAAGAAGAUUGAACCAAUUUUGAAAAAAAUUGCAAAUUUCCAAGCUCCAAGAUAUUUCUUAAAACCAGGAGCAGAGUGGGAAAGCUAUAAAAAGCAUUCACCUGAUAGCGGAAGCUCACCUGAACACCAGCAAUUGCUACCGAUCACUGAGAGCAGUCGCGAUCAGUUACCUGUUCCAGGAGGCAGCAACGUGGAGAAAUUUUCAGUUUGCGAGCGGAACGGAGAAGGUUCACAAGACUAUUUGUCUACUCAUCUAGCAGAGCAAUCGAGUGCGCAAGAAAAUGUCGACAUUGAGCAUCAUUCACCUGGUAUUCUUCAUGAUGAAAAGCGAUCUGAGAAUAGAGAAGACCAGGCACGGAGGUCUAGUGAUAGUGACAGCGACAGUGAUAACAGUGACAGUGGGAGCGACAGUGGGAGCAGCAGUGAUAGCGAGGCUUCUUCUAACAGUAAGGAUGGUUCUGAUGAGGACGUGGAUAUCAUGAGCGAUGGUGAUAGAGAUCCUCAACAGAUAAUACAGCCAGCUGAACGGGAUGGUAUUGAUCUCCCAGGUCAUGGCUCUAAUCUUGUUGACAUCGAGGGUCAUGAUUCUGAUGCUGUUGACAUUGAUGGUCAUGAUUCUGAUGCUGUUGACAUUGACGGUCAUGAUUCUGAUGCAGUUGAUAUUGAGGGGAACAGUUCAGAUGAGGGUCAUGAUUCUGAAUCUGGCAGAAAAAGAUUAUCUGAUACUAACUGGAAGAUGGAAGCAACAACUGGUACCAGUCCCGCUGCAAAUGAAGAAACUGGCAUUUCAGAGCAGGGAAAUUUUGCUUCUGGUCACGACAAGCUACGAGAGCGCCAAAAUUUUAUUGGACAGUUGUUUGAUGACACAGAGAAUACAACGAAGGCUAACUUACAAAAUGACCAACCUGACAUCUCCGAGAGGCUGGCCAAAGACCAGCAUCAAAAACCGGAGCACGAUAGUCAGAAAUCAGCACGGAUGAACAAUAGAAAAUCCCAAAGCUUCAAUACGUUACCUGCCAUAGGUAAAGAUUCACAGCGUUCAGAGCGCAAGUAUGAUGUAGAGCCGCUCAACGCUUCUGCCAGUCAAACGGCAGAUCCUCUUAGAGGACUUCAGAAGCCAUUUACUGAGAAGUCCAAUAGACAUGGUCAAAUGAGACCUGUUGAUAGUUCAGGUAAAUCGAACAAACAUUCUGAUGCCUUAGGCAAUGUCCGUAAAUCUGAUGAAGGGGGCCACUUUCCGAAUGACAUGCUUUCUAGUCGGUCAGGUAAGGCCUUCAGGGACAAUCAAAGAGAUGAUGUUCAUUCAAAAAAUAAGUUUCCAAGGAAUAGAAAAGAUGGUGAGUCUGCCAAUCGAGCUUCAUUACCUUAUGACGCAUCGAAUAGAAAACACGGUGAACUGGAUGGAAGUGACAAGGAUGCCAAGACUGUUUCAGGCUUGAGCAUGGGUUCUUCUCCCUUGGAUAGCCAGAGAACAUAUUUAGAGAAAUUACCAAAGGGGAAUGGUUCUGUGCUCCGGAAACAAGUUUCAGAGUUGGAGUUGGGUGAACUCCCUGAGCCAUUGGGGGAAGAUACAUCAUUGAAGCAACUCGAAGAGAAGAGUUCAUUUCGGCAGUCAAGUUUAAAACCAAGCACUUCAGAAAACUUGGGUAUUGACUCGGAUAAACGAAAGUCUAAAAAAUCUGACUCGAAAAAGCCAGCUCCUACACAUGCCAGCAACGGUGUCAAAGAAUUGCCCGAACACUUCGUUGAAGACUCAGAAAGAUCCCAAAAGUGGGGUUUGCAGUCACAUGGGCAGAACCUUACAGGUACAAAUACUGAAAUCGGCUUGCUAGAUAAAGUUAUAGACGAUGCAGCUUUUAAGUCAAGACAAAAAGUUAGUAGAGGAAGAGUAGGAAACAGUGUGGAAGGUUAUGGAGAGACGAAUAAGAAAACGCCCGUUAUAAAGCAGGGCUCCAAACGAGCAUCCACGUCCCGCUCAUCAAGGGAGAGCAAAAGACAUGCGUCUGGGAAAACUGCAAAUUCAGUCAAUGGACACAAAGAUGCAACGUCAAUACCAGGUGACAGUGUUGUCCGGGAGAAACGAAUGGCAUCUUCCGAUGACGUAGACUCUUGUUAUUUGAAAUACGAGAAAGCUUCUCCUGAGCUGAAGGGACCUAUUAGUGAUCAUUUGCAGUAUAAAGCUUAUGUGCAGGAAUAUUUGGAUAAAUAUGAUAGCUACUGCUCCAUUAACAAGAUAAUAGACAGCAACAGAAAGGACUUUCAAAAGUUUGAAGAUGACCUUAAGUUUUCAAAAGGAAGGGACAUGGAGAGAUAUAACAAAAUUUGGGAGCAGAUAAGGGAGUCUUAUUGCAAAUGUGGGGAGAGGCACAAACGUAUGAAGAAAAUAUUCAUGGUUCUCCAUGAAGAGUUGCAGCAACUGAAACAAAGAAUGAAAGACUAUGCAUCAUCUCAUGGAUAA